Messenger RNA from Aedes albopictus (Asian tiger mosquito), 1264 nucleotides. Its product is annotated as syntaxin-1A homolog. Bases 302 to 1228 code for a protein of 308 amino acids. The transcript has 4 exons. The record is from RefSeq and is a predicted model, not a curated record. Gene Ontology annotation, molecular function: SNARE binding; SNAP receptor activity. Lineage: Eukaryota; Metazoa; Arthropoda; Insecta; Diptera; Culicidae. Gene Ontology annotation, cellular component: synaptic vesicle; plasma membrane; SNARE complex. Gene Ontology annotation, biological process: synaptic vesicle fusion to presynaptic active zone membrane; intracellular protein transport; exocytosis.
CUACGGGUAGACUACGCGUUAUUAAGAGAAAAUCUGCCUACAUGUAGACUCAGAAAUUGAAUUAGCGAUCGCGCUGCCAUGUCCGGUGUGCUUGCAGCCAAACCCACACACGAUAUGAUCGCUAGUCAUUAGCAUCAAUUAGGAAAUUGUGCAAAACAUGUUACAACCAUGGCUCCGCUUUGCGACUUUGGCCCAGUUUGUAGUUGGAAGUGAGUUUGUGAAGAGUGAGAGUCUAGAUGAAUGGGAAAACUGUAAAGAAUAAGCCCUAAAGUGAUGCGGAGGUUUGGAAUAUGAUCGAACGAUGGUCAAGGAUCGACUACAAGAGCUGUUAGAGAAAAGCAAAUCCGUCGAGGAAUACAAAUACGUACAGGAGCAUGACUUCCGCACGAGGUACAACCAGGAUCUGAUUCUGGAGGAUCUCGAUCAAUUCUCGGAAAUCGCCGGCUGGAUCCGUCAGCUACAUCGGAACAUUACGGACAUUGAGGUGAACAUCUUUUGCGAAGGGUGGACCAAAGCGUACCAGAAGCUGCGGGAGAAUGCCAACCUGUGCUAUCGAAUCUACGGAGCUGUCAAGCGAUUGCCAGGGGAACUGGAUGGUAAGAAGAAGGCUGUUUCCAGUCGGGAAUGUGGAGCGGUUGGCGACGGAGAGGAAGAUGAUCUGGUGAAUCGAGUGCGGAGCGUUCAGUUCGAAAGCAUCAAGACUGCCUACACAAAGGCGUACUGGAAGUACGAUGCGGUGGUACGCCGCUACGAGGAUACAGUCAGGCGGAGCAGUCUCGUUGUACCCAUCCCAAAUGAGUGCCCUUUAUCAGAAGCAACGGAUCCUCUCCUAUCUGCAAUCCAGCACCGCCGACUAUCCCACUGUGACCAACUGCUUCGCUCAAACUCCCUCGAAGAAGCCUACAGCACCCUCACUGCCGUGGAGGAACGUCACAAGGAUCUCCUAGCGUUGGAACGGUCGCUCAUCGAGAUGCGUGACCUGUUCGUGCUGUUCUCGACGCUGGUGAUGGAACACGGCAGCAUACUGAAUCUGGCCGAGACGAACGUUCAGGCUGCCUCGCGGCACGUUGGCAACGCAGUGGUUCAGCUGAAGACGGCUCGCGAAUAUCAGUGGCGGGCGACUAAGCGGAAGUGUCUCUGCUUCAGUGGGACCGGAUUUCUGGUGGUGGUCUUGUUAGUUCUGGUGGGGGUUGUGCUUUGCAUAGCAGUUAAGAAGUUAGUAUUUUAAGAUGGAAUGUUUUAUUUUGGAAAGAAAUUCAUGAAC